Molecule: messenger RNA, 1005 nt
Organism: Urocitellus parryii (Arctic ground squirrel)
Lineage: Eukaryota; Metazoa; Chordata; Mammalia; Rodentia; Sciuridae
Gene: Ppp1r1c
Product: protein phosphatase 1 regulatory inhibitor subunit 1C
Biological process (GO): intracellular signal transduction
Cellular component (GO): cytoplasm
Molecular function (GO): protein phosphatase inhibitor activity
Source: RefSeq, a predicted model, not a curated record
GUAUUAGUGAAGAGGCACACAAUUAGCUUAUUGUUCCUUUCUGUAUUGUGCUGAGAGGAUCCAAGGGAUUGGUGGGGGAACAGGCAUCACUGUGGAUGUUGAAGAAGGAAGUUCCUUAGACCUCUGCAUCUUCACUUGCUCAGUCUGGAAUUACAGCUAUUUGUUACAAAGCACUGUGUGUGGCUUGGUGGAGCGUGCCUGAGGAAACACAUGGUGGAUACCACUUGGGGCUAGUCUUUCUGAGUUCUUUACAUCUCUGAAUAAUUCUCAUCAUUAUCAUGGAGCCCAACAGCCCCAAGAAGAUACAGUUCGCUGUGCCUUUAUUCCAGAGUCAGAUUGCACCUGAGGCAGCAGAGCAGAUAAGGAAAAGAAGACCUACACCAGCAUCACUUGUGAUUCUCAAUGAACAUAACCCCCCAGAAAUAGAUGACAAAAGGGUGACCAACAACACACAAGGAGAAUCACAGAAUGCAUCACCUAAGCAGAGGAAGCAGAGUGUAUAUACACCACCCACCAUGAAAGGGGUUAAGCAUCUGAAAGGCCAGAAUGAAUCAGCCUUCCCUGAAGAAGAAGAGAGCGUAAAUGAGAGAGAGGAGCAGUGGGACCAUUAAUAUCAGUCUGCAGCAAGAAGGCUUCCUGGGAAUAACCAAACUAGGAACUUUUCUGGAUAUCCCAUGGAACCCCACUGCUUGACUUCUGGAAGCAUCCUCCAGCUCUGCACUGCAAAUCUUAUGAUCAAAUGCACCACCUGGAAGCCCCCACAACUGAACUCUAGAACCAAGUACAAGUUGAUCCAUGUCACAAUUAAAUGAUAAGCAUUUAUUUUACAGUGAUUUUUCUUUUGAAUUACAUAGGAACUUGUGAACAUGUGACUGUUCUAACUUUAAAACUGCCAGAGCUUGAUCCCUCAUAUCCUACUGACAUGAUUUGCAUUCUAAAGUGAAAUGUAAAUAGCAUCACUUUAAGAGUAAAAAAUAAAUAUUAAAUACAUUUAGACAUGAGUGU